CGGCAUCAGCCCCUAUAAAUCAACCUCUGUCACCCUUUCAAUACACUAACACUUCUCUUUCUUUCUCUUUCUCUCUCUCUUUCUUUCUGUCUUGGAACAAUGGCCAAAGCCAUGGCAUUAGUGUUUUUCAUGCUCCUGGUGACUGUGUUUGCAGAAGAGCUUCACACUCUUCCAACACCUCACUCCCCCACAUCAGCCCCACUUCACCCACCAGCUUACCCACCGGCAAACGCCCCUCACCACCAUCACCACCACCACCAUUCACCAGCAUCAGCACCUGCACCUCUUCACCCUCCUUCUCCCCCCACUCACCCCCAUUACCCUCCAGCCCCUGCUCAUCCUCCUACCCAUCAUCAUCACCAUCACCCUUCUGCUCCCGUUCACCCUCCUCUCAAACCUCCCGUUGCUCCACUUCACCCUCCAGUUCCAGUUCACCCUCCUGUCAAGCCUCCGGUUCCGGUCCGCCCUCCUGUCAAGCCUCCGGUUCCGGUCCACCCUCCUGUCAAGCCUCCGGUUCCGGUCCACCCUCCUGUCAAGCCUCCGGUUCCAGUCCACCCUCCAGUUCCUGUUCAUCCCUUCCCUAGAAGUUUUGUGGCAGUUCAAGGUGUUGUCUACGUCAAGUCCUGCAAGUAUGCUGGAGUUGACACCCUCCUGGGAGCCACACCACUGCUUGGUGCUGUUGUGAAGCUCCAAUGCAACAACACGAAGUACAAGCUGGUCGAAACCACGAAGAGUGACAAGAACGGUUACUUCUACGUGGAAGCUCCGAAGGGCAUCACAACGUACGGGGCUCACAAGUGCAAUGUGGUUCUGGUUGGUGCACCAGGUGGCCUAAAAGCCUCAAAUCUCCAUGGUGGUGUCACCGGUGCUGUUCUGAGGCCAGAGAAGCCAUUUUUGUCUAAGAAGUUGCCAUUUGUGCUUUACAGUGUUGGGCCUCUGGCGUUUGAGCCGAAAUGCCAUUAUUAGAAACAAGAAAUUUGAAUGGAUUGUGUAUGGGUUUGUUUCCGUUGUGGCCCUGUAGCUGGGUUUUCCCGUUUGUAGUGUUCUGAGUUUGAACUGGUCAUACACAAAAUAAGUGACAUAGUUAUGUAUGAAUUGUUUAUUUAGUGUAAAAGAAAUGUUGUUUAUGGCUUUUUCUUAAGAUGCUGCUGUCUCUUUUCUUCUAUUGGUUUAGGGAACGUUAUGAUGAUUAACUUUCAAAGGAAAUUGUAGCCUAAACUUUUCUGAAAGGAUCAUGCUCCUCUUUUUACUCA
Molecule: messenger RNA, 1253 nt
Organism: Vigna unguiculata (cowpea)
Lineage: Eukaryota; Viridiplantae; Streptophyta; Magnoliopsida; Fabales; Fabaceae
Gene: AGP31
Product: arabinogalactan protein 31
Cellular component (GO): cell periphery
Source: RefSeq, a predicted model, not a curated record